Molecule: messenger RNA, 1300 nt
Organism: Solanum tuberosum (potato)
Lineage: Eukaryota; Viridiplantae; Streptophyta; Magnoliopsida; Solanales; Solanaceae
Product: replication protein A 70 kDa DNA-binding subunit D-like
Exons: 9
Coding region: 45-806 (253 amino acids)
Source: RefSeq, a predicted model, not a curated record
AUCCUGCAGAUACUAUUGUUCGGUUAAAUAUAUUUCGUACAAACAUGGUACUAAGAUUGAACAUCGACCAAAUAGAAUUAGCAACACGAGAUUGGAUUUGCAAAGUUCAAAUUGUCGAAAUCGGACACCCGCGAGAAAGUGCUGCCAAGAAAUGUACAUUCCAAAAUUUGAUUUUGGAAGAUGAAGAGGAAUGCCAGAUUAAGGAAGUUAUGUAUGCCGAUGAAAUUGAGCAGUAUGCAGAUAAGCUUACACUCAUCAAUACCUACCUCAUCUCUACUGCAAAAGUCAAAGUCUCGCCAACUUCAUACGGCAAGCCAAAACAUAAAUUUUACUGGAUUCUUGACAAAGAAACAGUAAUUGAACAUAUCAAACCAUCUAAUGAACUUGAGAAACCACUUCCACCACCAACCAAGUUGAAUAUCACAACCUUUGAGCGCAUUCCUCAUAUGAUAGUUGAUUCUGUUGCUGAAAUUGAUAUACUGGCAAUCGUUAUUCGUUGUGGUCCUCAAAAAUACGCAGAUCGCAGUCAUCAUAAGUGUCGAGAAAUUACCCUUUGUGACAAUCAGAAAAAUCAGUUUCUCCUCACUCUAUGGGAAGAUUUUGGAGAAAUAGAAGGAAAUGAAAUUGCAGCUAAAAUGGCAACAGAGGAAGAUCUGAUUGUAAUCCUCGGAAGGAGUAUAGGAAUCUCUACUUAUCAAGGGUUGUCACUGCAGACUAGGUUCAAUUCCACAGUAUGUGUGGAUCCUAAUUACCCACAGGCAGUAGAACUGAUCAACUGGGCAAAAGAAAUAAAAAAAAAUUGUUAAGUCGUGCGUCAGAGCAAACCUCAACAAGCUCAUAUGUCUCUCCCAUGAUAGUGACUCCUGUUGGCCAACAAGUUAUCUCUAUUGCAGAAAUGUCAUCAGCAACUUCUAUAGGACUAUUCUAUGUUGAGGCAGAAAUGGCCAUAUCAUAUGAAUUCCAAGAGUUUUGUGUGCUUGAAUGCUCAGGAUGCAAACAGAAGAAGCGCACAAAGGAUAGAAAGGCUUUUGAAUGUCCAAAAUGCAAUCGCAAAAUAGCAUUAGUACCUCGGUGUAUCUUUCAAAUUGAUCUUAUUGAUGGUACUGCUACAACCACAACAUCUAUCUCUGCUAAAUUGGGAGAAAAAUUACUCUCCAUGACAGCGGAAGACAUAUUUGACAUAACUUGCGCUAAGGAACUCCCUCACUCCAUUUUGUCACUUUUGCUUAAUAGGAGGAAUAAAAUGAAUCAGUCUCCCUAUGCUAUGGUUUUUUGAAUGAAGAAGAUUAGCUACUAAGAA